Molecule: messenger RNA, 1029 nt
Organism: Penicillium subrubescens
Lineage: Eukaryota; Fungi; Ascomycota; Eurotiomycetes; Eurotiales; Aspergillaceae
Exons: 1
Coding region: 1-1029 (342 amino acids)
Source: RefSeq, a predicted model, not a curated record
AUGUUUUCUACGGGCUACUGGGCCUUGCUGGCCGUUUCUUGUGUCCUGUUUGCUAGCUUUCCAGUUCAUGGCCAGGACCUUGCUAUUGUUGAACGAGAUGCAAAUGCCGGACUGGAACAACUGGUUGAUCCCGACCUGAGGGGUGCCAUGCUCAUCGCUCGAGGAUCCGACAACGAUGGCACCGAUCAUACUUCUCGUGGCCCUCACACCACCACAAUCGUCACCACCAAUCCCAUAGAGACUGCCACCAUGCUUGUGGAACGGAGAGACGUCCCUGAUCAAUCUUCUCAUGGCCCUCCCCCCCCCAUUCCACCCCCAACAAUUACCAUAACGCGCACGCAACCUGCUUCGACCGCCAUCUGUGAACUUGCUACUGCUCUCUGUGCUGCCUGUCCUCCAACUGUGGUCACAGUCAGCGCCUGUCCUAUUCCUCUGGCAACAGUCACCGUAACCAGCUGUCCAUUCGACACUGUCACGAAAACCGUCACCGAAUGUUUCAGUACCACUACUAGCACAUCUACUUCCUCGACUAGGCCAGCCUCGAGCUCAGCCACUGCGACACCCACACCUAGCUCCAGUAUUCGACCUAGUAGUUCUCCAUCCAUCAUACCAUCCUCGAGCUCAGUCAUUCCUUCGAGUUCCAGCGUUCGACCUAGCACCGGCACCGGCAACAGCACCUCGACCACACGCAGCUCGACUCCAAUGGGCCCAGGAUUCAGCAGCACUAUUCCUCCUCGCACUACUAGCCCCACUUUAUCAACCCAACCCACAUCUACAACAGCAAGUACCGCCAGAACGACGCAUGAGGGCGAGGGUGGCGGCCCGUCCACUACACGGCGCGGUCCUCCCGGUAUAGUCCGACGCGAGAUGAUGGGGAACAUCACCGCAAUAGUCACUAACAUGACUAGGACUUUCUCGAAUGCGACGACGGAUCCUCCACUUAAUCUAACGGAAACAACCGUGAACAUAACCACAAAUACUACCGGGGUCUUCUUGCCCCGAUUCCACCGCGCUAGGCUACGGUACUAG